AUGAAGUAUUCGACUUUAGCUUGGCUUGUUAUAGCAUCAUAUACAGUAUUUGCUCAAGAUGGUACAUCUGUGACCGGAUAUACCACGACUAUAGUGAUUCCUGGCUCUCCUCCUGCUGGUGCAGGUACGGCACACGGUGAUACAGAGAAUACGGGAACUGUUCAUACAACUGAGCACUUGACAGGAACUGAAGAAACACAUACAACUGGUGCUACACCAGAAACAACAACUAUUGUUGCUCCAACCACUACCCAUGAGAAUACAACUACUCAUGAGACGUCAGUCGAAAAUACAGCAACCGUUCAUCAUAAUACAACCACACUUCACCAUAAUACAACCACAAUUCAUCCAAACGCCACUGGAACUGAAACCCAUACUGAAACUGGAACUGGUACCUUAACAGGCACCGGAACCGAAGGACCAGCACUUACAACAACAACUGUUGCUGAAGCCUUCUCAUUGGCUGCUGGUGCAUCUUUGGGAUAUUUGGUUGCCUUAUUGUUCUUAUAG
Molecule: messenger RNA, 510 nt
Organism: Candida albicans SC5314
Lineage: Eukaryota; Fungi; Ascomycota; Pichiomycetes; Serinales; Debaryomycetaceae
Gene: PGA22
Product: Pga22p
Exons: 1
Coding region: 1-510 (169 amino acids)
Source: RefSeq, a predicted model, not a curated record